Papaver somniferum (opium poppy) is the source of this 3011-nucleotide messenger RNA. RefSeq names its product protein STRUBBELIG-RECEPTOR FAMILY 3-like. Lineage: Eukaryota; Viridiplantae; Streptophyta; Magnoliopsida; Ranunculales; Papaveraceae. Gene Ontology annotation, biological process: protein phosphorylation. The transcript has 17 exons. Gene Ontology annotation, molecular function: protein kinase activity; protein binding; ATP binding. The record is from RefSeq and is a predicted model, not a curated record. Bases 371 to 2650 code for a protein of 759 amino acids.
AUAUGGCGGCUUGGUUUUAACAGCUUCAGCUUUCUGUUUCUCUCAGCGCAGUCUUUAUCUCCAUAUCUUAAAAGAAAAUGUCUUUUUUUUUCUUAAGUUUAAUUUUUUAAUGUUAUAACUUAUACUACCGUUUGAAAUGAUUUAUGAGUGGGAGGGAGCUUAAUCUUUCUUGUGUGUUUGUUUACUGUAAUCUUUUUUGUUUUUCUUUUUAAGUGCUUCAGAUGCUGUCUGUCCUCUUCUCUUUUCUCUCACUCACUCGCUCACUCUUUUCCCCCCUAUUUGAGUGGUUUUGUAUCAGUGAAGUUUUAAUCUUGACAGAACUAAGUUAAUCACUCCACAAAGUAAGGAGAGGGUACAAUUAUCUUAAUCUAUGGAUUGCCUCAGUUGGGAGACAAUUGGAAGAGUCUUCAUUGGUUUUAUGGUGAUCUUAUCUUCGUCGUAUUCGUACGCAUAUACUGACCCUCGAGAUGUUUUUGCUGUGAAUAGCCUAUAUGCGUCACUUGGUUACCCUUCACUUCCCGGAUGGGUUCCAAAUGGAGGAGACCCAUGUUCAGAAUCGUGGCAAGGAAUUGAAUGUGUCAAUGCAAAUAUUACUGGACUAAUCCUUAAUGGUGCGAAUUUGGGAGGAGUGUUGGGCGAUAACUUAGGCUUCUUCUCGUCAAUAAUGAUAAUAAACCUGAGCAAUAAUCGAAUUGGUGGGAGUAUUCCUUCCAGUCUUCCCCUUACUACAAGGAACCUAUUUCUUUCAGCUAACCAGUUUGUGGGAAGCAUCCCAAGUUCUUUGUCCACUCUAGGCCAAUUAACAGAUGUGUCACUUAACAACAAUCUCUUAACUGGAGAAAUACCUGAUGCCUUCCAGACUCUUCCUAGUUUGAUAAAUAUGGAUUUAUCAGAUAACAACUUGAGCGGGCAGUUACCUCCCUCUAUGGGAAGUUUGACUGCAAUGGCCUCCUUGCACAUGCAGAACAAUCAGCUCACCGGGGUUCUCAAUGUCUUGCAAGACCUUCCGGCUUUGAAAGACUUGAACAUAGAGAAUAACUUGUUUUCUGGACCUAUACCUGAGAGGUUACUGACAAUCCCAAAUUUCAAAAAGGAUGGAAAUCCAUUCAACACUACUGUUAUGGAUCUCCCCCCUCCGCCAGCUGCAUCUGCUUCGGAUCUUCCCCCUCCACCAGCUCCUUCUGGGGCACCAGCUUCUAGAAAAGCACCACCAGCUCCAAUUGUAUCAGCAAAAGGGCCAUCUUCACCUGCCAGAUCAGGUUCACAGGAGGAUAAAGGUUUUUGGACAACCAAAAAGGUUGUUUUGGUAGGCGUGGCGGUAUUAUUUGUAACAAUUGCAUUAGGACUUGUAGUUUUUAUGUUAUGCUGUAACAAAAAAAGACACAAGUCUGAUGGCAUUUCCAAGAUGCCUGGUGGAUAUUAUAAAGGUAUCAAAGAGAAGCCUGUGAUCAGAGAAAAUUUGGUUGAGCAAAAGAAUGUAACAGAUACAGUUAACAAAGAGGCAGCUGAACAUUCAAAGAAUGAACACAGGAUAAAUAUUAGAACGGUUGGGAUGUCAAAGCAAAAAGAUGAUGUGGAGACGGAUAGUGAGAGAAUGGGCGUGAUCUCAAUGAAUAAGGAAGAGCAUGAGAUGGAUAUAUUGGGAAUGGAGAAAGUCAUUGUAAAGCCGAAUGUCCUCACUGAAGCUACCCGCGUGUCCCCUGUUGCAAAAGCUCUGAAUCUCCCUCCAUCUGUGAGAUCUUUCACCAUUGCAUCUCUUCAGCAGUAUACAAACAGCUUUUCUCAAGAAAAUUUUAUUGGACAAGGCAUGCUGGGAAGUGUUUAUAAAGCAGAGCUCCCUGAUGGGAAGGUAUUAGCGGUCAAGAAAUUCAACAGUCAGGCUCUCAUACAUUAUAAAGAUGAUCAGUUCUUUCAGCUGGUGUCAAGUGUUAAUAAACUGCGACAUGCUAAUGUUGUUGAGCUAGUUGGUUAUUGCGCCGAGCAUGGACAGAGAUUGCUCAUCUCUGAUUAUUGUAGUAAUGGAACAUUAUAUGAUGCACUCCACUCUGACAAUGAAAAUAAUAAGAGACUUUCAUGGAAUGCACGAGUCAGAAUAUCCCUUGGAGCUGCAAGAGCACUAGAGUAUCUGCACGAAGUUUGUCAACCACCAGUUGUCCACCGCAAUUUCAAAUCCGCAAAUAUACUACUUGAUGAUGAAAUCAGUGUACAUGUUGCUGAUUGCGGUUUAGCUUCUUUAUUAUCAUCUGAUUCAGCAAGUCAGUUACCAGAACAACUCUCAGCUAAAGGUUAUAAUGCUCCUGAAUUUGAAUGGGGAACUUAUACCUAUCAGAGCGACGUUUUCAGCUUCGGAGUUGUAAUGCUAGAACUCCUCACAGGGCGGAAAGCCUAUGACAGGUUACAACCUCGAGGGGAGCAAUUUUUGGUGAGAUGGGCAAUACCUCAACUUCAUGACUUCGAUGCAUUGUCUAAGAUGGUAGAUCCUUCUUUAACUGGAGCUUAUCCUGCCAAGUCUUUGUCACGUUAUGCGGACAUUAUUUCGCUGUGUGUUCAGGCAGAGCCAGAAUUCCGUCCGCCUAUGUCUGAGAUAGUCCAAAAUUUUGUACAUUUAAUACAGCGAGAAACCUUGAACAAGAAGUCGUACGAGGACUAACUCUACAUUACUGCUUCGUCAGCUCGAAAAUGGCAAACUGAAGUUUUAAUCUGUCAGCGCUAAAAGAGGGAGGUCACUCACUCUGAUAGGUGUCCCAUGUCCAUAGCGGAUGACUCCGCAAGCUAAACCAUAUUGUUGUUCAACGGAGGCUGCAAGAUAAUUUAUGAGAUCAUUCAAGAACCCAAGUUAGACCUGUGAGAUUUGUCAUUUCCUGCAAGAUUUUUCGUGUGGUGUACCCCAUUCUGCUCAAACGAGGCGGUAAGGAUGGUUAUUUUGUUUCAGAACACAAUGUAUUACAAGUAAUUGUAAUUGAUAUUGAUAUUGAUUAAUGGAAAAUUCUUUUUAGGUGCAAUUAUGCCAA